UGAAUGAACAGGAGUCGGUUCUCACCCAACUUCCAUUAAGGACUCUGGGCAGGAGGGGCAGAAGUUGCGCGCGGGUUGGCUGGCGGGAGCGGACACACAGGCCGGCGUGCAGGCGUGCGGGUGUGCGGGCGCCGGGCUCGGGGAAUCGGAUCGAGAGCAAGGAGCGCGGCAUGGAGCUCUGGGCAGCCCGCGCCUGCUUGGCCCUGCUGUGGGGCUGUGCGCUGGCCCCGGCCACGGCAGCGCAGGGCAAGGAAGUGGUACUGUUGGACUUUGCUGCAGCUGGAGGGGAGCUUGGCUGGCUCACACACCCGUAUGGCAAAGGGUGGGACCUGAUGCAAAACAUCAUGAAUGACAUGCCGAUCUACAUGUACUCCGUGUGCAACGUGAUGUCUGGUGACCAGGACAACUGGCUCCGCACCAACUGGGUGUACCGAGGAGAGGCCGAGCGCAUCUUUAUUGAACUCAAGUUUACUGUGCGCGACUGCAACAGCUUCCCUGGCGGCGCCAGCUCUUGCAAGGAGACUUUCAACCUCUACUAUGCCGAGUCGGACCUGGACUAUGGCACCAACUUCCAGAAGCGCCUGUUCACCAAGAUUGACACCAUUGCGCCCGAUGAGAUCACCGUCAGCAGCGACUUCGAGGCACGCCACGUGAAACUGAACGUGGAGGAGCGCUCCGUGGGGCCGCUCACUCGCAAAGGCUUCUACCUGGCCUUCCAGGAUAUCGGUGCCUGUGUGGCGCUGCUCUCCGUCCGUGUCUACUACAAGAAAUGCCCCGAGCUGCUGCAGAGCCUGGCCCGCUUUCCUGAGACCAUCGCUGGCUCUGAUGCACCCUCCUUGGCCACUGUGGCCGGCACCUGUGUGGACCAUGCUGUGGUGCCACCAGGGGGUGAAGAGCCCCGUAUGCACUGCGCAGUGGAUGGCGAGUGGCUGGUGCCCAUUGGACAGUGCCUGUGCCAGGCAGGCUACGAGAAAGUGGAGGAUGCCUGCCAGGCCUGCUCGCCUGGAUUCUUUAAGUUUGAGGUGUCUGAGAGCCCCUGCUUGGAGUGCCCUGAGCACACGCUGCCAUCCCCUGAGGGUGCCACCUCCUGCGAGUGUGAGGAAGGCUUCUUCCGGGCACCUCAGGACCCAAUGUCGAUGCCCUGCACACGACCCCCCUCCGCCCCACACUACCUCACGGCCGUGGGCAUGGGUGCCAAGGUGGAGCUGCGCUGGACACCCCCUCAGGACAGCGGGGGCCGUGAGGACAUCGUCUACAGUGUCACCUGCGAACAGUGCUGGCCCGAGUCUGGGGAGUGUGGGCCAUGUGAGGCUAGUGUGCGCUACUCAGAGCCUCCACACAGACUGACCCGCACCAGUGUGACAGUCAGCGACCUGGAGCCUCACAUGAACUACACCUUUACUGUAGAGGCCCGCAACGGCGUCUCAGGCCUGGUGACCAGCCGCAGCUUCCGUACUGCCAGUGUCAGCAUCAACCAGACAGAGCCCCCCAAGGUGAGACUGGAGGGCCGCAGCACCACCUCACUUAGCGUCUCCUGGAGCAUCCCCCCGCCGCAGCAGAGCCGCGUGUGGAAGUACGAGGUCACCUACCGCAAGAAGGGAGACUCCAACAGCUACAAUGUACGCCGCACCGAGGGUUUCUCCGUGACCCUGGACGACCUGGCUCCGGACACCACCUACCUGGUCCAGGUGCAGGCACUGACGCAGGAGGGCCAGGGGGCCGGCAGCAAGGUGCACGAAUUCCAGACGCUGUCCCCGGAGGGAUCUGGCUCCUUGGCGGUGAUUGGCGGUGUGGCUGUCUGUGUGGUCCUGCUUCUGGUGCUGGCAGGAGCUGGCUUCUUUAUCCACCGCAGGAGGAAGAACCUGCGCGCCCGCCAGUCCCCGGAGGACGUUUACUUCUCCAAGUCAGAACAACUGAAACCCCUGAAGACAUACGUGGACCCACACACAUAUGAGGACCCCAACCAAGCUGUGUUGAAGUUCACCACCGAGAUCCAUCCGUCCUGUGUCACUCGGCAGAAGGUGAUCGGAGCAGGAGAGUUUGGGGAGGUGUACAAGGGCACGCUGAAGACGUCCUCGGGGAAGAAGGAGGUGCCCGUGGCCAUCAAGACGCUGAAAGCCGGCUACACAGAGAAGCAGCGAGUGGACUUCCUCGGUGAGGCCGGCAUCAUGGGCCAGUUCAGCCAUCACAACAUCAUCCGCCUGGAGGGCGUCGUCUCCAAAUACAAGCCCAUGAUGAUCAUCACUGAGUUCAUGGAGAACGGGGCCCUGGACAAGUUCCUUCGGGAGAAGGAUGGUGAGUUCAGCGUGCUGCAGCUGGUGGGCAUGCUGCGGGGCAUCGCAGCUGGCAUGAAGUACCUGGCCAACAUGAACUAUGUGCACCGUGACCUGGCUGCCCGAAACAUCCUUGUCAACAGCAACCUGGUCUGCAAGGUGUCUGACUUUGGCCUGUCUCGCGUGCUGGAGGACGACCCUGAGGCCACCUACACCACCAGUGGUGGCAAGAUCCCGAUCCGUUGGACGGCUCCAGAGGCCAUUUCCUACCGCAAGUUCACCUCUGCCAGCGACGUGUGGAGCUUUGGCAUUGUCAUGUGGGAGGUGAUGACCUAUGGCGAGCGGCCCUACUGGGAGCUGUCCAACCAUGAGGUGAUGAAAGCAAUCAAUGAUGGCUUCCGGCUCCCCACGCCCAUGGACUGCCCCUCCGCCAUCUACCAGCUCAUGAUGCAGUGCUGGCAGCAGGAGCGUGCCCGCCGCCCCAAGUUUGCUGACAUCGUCAGCAUCCUGGACAAGCUCAUCCGUGCCCCUGACUCCCUCAAGACCCUGGCUGACUUCGACCCCCGGGUGUCUAUCCGGCUCCCCAGCACGAGUGGCUCGGAGGGGGUGCCCUUCCGCACGGUGUCUGAGUGGCUGGAGUCCAUCAAGAUGCAGCAGUAUACGGAGCACUUCAUGGCGGCCGGCUACACUGCCAUCGAGAAGGUGGUGCAGAUGACCAACGAUGACAUCAAGAGGAUUGGGGUGCGGCUGCCCGGCCACCAGAAGCGCAUCGCCUACAGCCUGCUGGGACUCAAGGACCAGGUGAACACGGUGGGGAUCCCCAUCUGAGCCUCGACAGGGCCUGGAGCCCCAUCGGCCAAGAAUACUUGAAGACACAGAGUGGCCUCCUGCUGUGCCAUGCUGGGCCACUGGGGACCUUAUUUAUUUCUAGUUCUUUCCUACUGAUACCCCCUGCAACUUCUGCUGAGGGGUCUCGGAUGACACCGUGGCCUGAACUGAGAUGACCGUGGAUGCUGGGCCGGGCCCUCUUUCCCUGCGAGGCACACACAGCCGAGCACUUAGCAGGCACCGCCACGCCCCAGCAUCCCUGGAGCAGGAGCCCCGCCACAGCCUUCGGACAGACAGAGGAUAUUCCCAAGCCGACCUCCCCUUCGUCUUCUCCCACAUGAGGCCAUCUCAGGAGAUGGGGGGCUUGGCCCAGUGCCAAGUGAACAGGGUACCUCAAGCUCCAUUUUCUCACACUAAGAGGGCAGACCGUGAACUUGACUGGGCGAGACCCAAAGUGGUCCCCGUCCCUCUAGUGCCUUCUUUAGACAUUCGGGCCCCGUCCUCAUCCCUGACUGGCCAAACCCUUGCUUUCCUGGGCCUUUGCAAGAUGCUUGGUUGUGUUGAGGUUUUAAAAUAUAUAUUUUGUACUUUGUGGAGAGAAUGUGUGUGUGUGGCAGGGGCUCCCGUCAGGGCUGCGGACAGAGGGUGGCCUGUGUCAAACAUUCCUGAGCUGGGGACCCGGGGGCCGGUGCUGCAGGAGCGUCCUGCCCAUGCCCCAGUCGGCCCCAUCUCUCAUCCCCGUAGAUAGCAGGUUCUAUUCUGUCAGUGUUAAUAAUUUUGUUUUGUUGAAAAUUUUUUUCGAAUCUUAAUUUAUUAUUUUUUUUAUAUUUAUUGUUAGAAAAUGACUUAUUUCUGCUCUGGAAUAAAGUUGCAGAUGAUUCAAACUGA
Messenger RNA from Chlorocebus sabaeus (green monkey), 3989 nucleotides. It is a transcript of the gene EPHA2, whose product is annotated as EPH receptor A2. Gene Ontology annotation, cellular component: plasma membrane; dendrite. Lineage: Eukaryota; Metazoa; Chordata; Mammalia; Primates; Cercopithecidae. Gene Ontology annotation, biological process: protein phosphorylation; ephrin receptor signaling pathway; axon guidance. Gene Ontology annotation, molecular function: protein binding; ATP binding; transmembrane-ephrin receptor activity. The record is from RefSeq and is a predicted model, not a curated record.